AUGGAUACAACAACAGUUUCAACAAGCUCACGAAUGAAUACUGAUCAAUUUGGUGUACAAUUAAAACAUGCUUGUUUGUUAUUUCGAUUUUAUUCAAGUAUUAUUCUUGUUAUUGUUGGUAUGAUUGGUUCUUUAUUAUCAAUAAAAGUAUUUUCAUCAACAAAAAUUCGACGAAAUUCAUCUAAUGAAUAUCUUAUAACUAUGAGUUUUAUUGUGGCUUUACUUCUAUUUAAUUUCUUUUGUGAUGAAGUACUUCGAUCAAUUGUACAUGACUUUAAAGUUGAUUUGCCAUUAAAUCUUGUUGACUUAUCAGGUCCACUUUGUAAAUGUUCAACAUAUUUUCGUCAUACAUUACGUUUUGCUGCUCAUUGGAUCGUUGUAGCUUUUACAUUAGAACGUCUUAUUGUUGUUUAUUUUCCUCUACAAACAUCUGUUUUAUGUAAUCCACGUUGUGCUCGACGAAUCUGUUUAUUUAUAUUGAUCAUAUCAUUUUUAUUACCAAUUUAUUCAUUUAUUAUGUCCGAUGUACAUAUGAAUGAAGAUCAACAAUUACCUGAAUGUGAUAUAAUGGAAAAAUUUAAUCGAAUUUAUUUUUAUUUAACUAUUAUUUAUGGAAAUUUAACAUUAACAUUUCCAAUAUUUAUUGUUUGUAUUGUAAAUAUAUUAACUGUUCGACAAUUAUUACGUGCAGGACGUUUACGAAAAAAACAACAACAAUUAAGGCAAACAAAAAGAUUUGAAAGUUCAAGUAAAGAAUAUGUAAAUAUGAUUGUUAAAAAUCAAUUAGAAAAUGAUAAAGUAACAUGGAUGCUUGUUGUUAUAUCAAUAACAUUUGGUAUAUUAAAUUUUCCUUAUUUCAUUCUAUGGUUAAUUUCAUGUCUAAGAAGUGUACGCGGUAAACCUCCAUCAGCAUAUCUUGAUUCUGCAAAAAUGGUAGCCGAAGUUUUUUAUUUACUCAAUUAUAGUCUAUAUUUUUUUCUCUAUGUUAUAUCGCGAAGAAGUUUUCGUAAAGUUUUAAUUGAAAAAAUGCGUUGGCGUUGUGAUUGUUUUGAUCAAUGGCGUUUAAAUGAAAUGCGUAUUGAUGCAACAUUACGUUCACAACAAUCACCAAAACAAACAACAAUACGAAAUGGACCACAUAAUACAAGUAUAACAAGUCGAACAUCAAUAACACAUUUACGAACUAGUUCAACACGUUGUGUAAAACUAAAUCAUAGUCGAAAAAUUUUCAAUAAUGAUUCGCCAAAUUCAGUAAUCAUAAAUGAUCAAACGAACGGUAGAGAUUCGUGUGAUUUGGCUAAUAUUGUAUAA
Messenger RNA from Adineta steineri, 1311 nucleotides. NCBI's taxonomy places the organism in Eukaryota, Metazoa, Rotifera, Eurotatoria, Adinetida, Adinetidae. The record is from the annotation of a GenBank genome assembly.